AUGCGGCGCUUGAUAUCAUACAUGGCGGCGCUAGCCCCGCUACCAAGCCCUAUAGCGCAAGCCACGGCAACCAUUCCGUCCUAUGUCUACGACUACGCCCCUCUAGUCUGGCUACACAGCCAAGACGCAUAUCGACCCGGCGAUUUACAGGCACUACUUGAUCAUACCACGCCAGAGGUUAAUUGGACCGCCAUUCAGGGUGCACCGUCACCCUUGACACUGGAUAAUCUCGAUCAGCUGAAUCAGCUGGGAAACACGAGUGUGUAUUUGACAUCCCAUGAGGGUAUCGCUGCUAGUCCGGAGCCAGCUUGGUUCCGGGGUAUCGCGCCAGAUGCAGAGGGACGGAUUGGCGAUGCCACUGGGUGUGCGGUUAUCGUUGUGGACCAUGGGAAAGGGAGUGUUGAUGCGUUUUACUUUUAUUUUUACCCGUAUAACAAGGGUGACAUGGUACUAGGUAUGGAAUUUGGCGAUCACGUCGGUGACUGGGAACACAACAUGAUCCGCUUCGCCAACGGCACCCCGCAAGCGAUAUGGUUCAGCCAACACGCCAGCGGCCAAGCCUUUACCUACAACGCCCUCGAAAAGAAAGGCAAACGACCCAUCGCCUACUCCGGCAACGGGACACACGCCAACUACGCCGUAAAAGGCCAACACGACCACACAAUCCCAGGCCUAAAUCUCCCCACGGGCUUCCUCCUCGACUACACAGACCGCGGCAUCCUCUGGGAUCCCACUCUCAACGCCUACGCCUACACGUACAACCCCGAAACGGGCGAGUUCACCCCGUCGGACCCGGACGUCCCCGUCGCCUGGUUGCAAUUUAAUGGCCGCUGGGGUGAUGACCAGCCACCCGGGGAGCCGACGAUUUUCGGGGAGGCUAAGUAUGUUGCUGGACCGGAUGGGCCGAGGUUCAAGGGGUUGGAUCGGAAGUUGGUGUGUCCGUCGAAGCCGUGUGUUGUGUUGCCGUUUAGGAUUUUUGCGGAGUAG
This is a messenger RNA of Penicillium daleae, 987 nucleotides long. RefSeq lists its product as uncharacterized. Lineage: Eukaryota; Fungi; Ascomycota; Eurotiomycetes; Eurotiales; Aspergillaceae. The record is from RefSeq and is a predicted model, not a curated record. Bases 1 to 987 code for a protein of 328 amino acids. The transcript is spliced from 5 exons.